This is a messenger RNA of Aspergillus alliaceus, 310 nucleotides long. RefSeq lists its product as uncharacterized. Bases 33 to 287 code for a protein of 84 amino acids. The transcript has a single exon. The record is from RefSeq and is a predicted model, not a curated record. NCBI's taxonomy places the organism in Eukaryota, Fungi, Ascomycota, Eurotiomycetes, Eurotiales, Aspergillaceae.
CGGCGCUCCUCGCAGCCCUGAGAUGGCUCCCGAUGUUGAGCCCCGCUGACAAGAUACUAUAUGCCACACUUUUAGAAAGCCUCCUGGCUUCAAGCACUGAUGACCCUUGGGCUAUUGAAGCAACUAUUUCAUAUCCGCAACACAACUAUACAAAUCUGCGUGUGGCUAUCCACAGGUCCCAGGUAUAUAGGUGUCAUAUGACCACCGAGCACCAGGAGACAGUACAUUAUCUCACUGAGACAAAUAAUGGGCGCAGAGUCUCUCUUUAUGACAUUGUCGACUUCUAGAAGCUGGAGAACGCGACGAGCAU